AUGUCACGGACGCGUUCAGUCAACGCUCAUGACGACGAGCAUAAAGGAGCGAUCCGAGAGGAGGGUCUCAACGUGCGCGAUGAUGUGGUGCAAGAGGGCAGCGACGGCAUCACCCUGCCGCGGCCGCUGCACACGACGACAACUCUGCAGUUUGCGCGGUUUGGAGGCCUCGCUGUUGGAGACACACACCCAAGACGGCGAAUCCUAGUCGCUUCGGACGACGCUAGGCUGCAUAUUGCAUCGGGAGAUCAUUGCGCCUGCCACGCCCGCAUUGGCGAGAGGCAAAGGCACAUCAUCGACGGCGAACUCCCCUGGCCUCUUUGCGCGGCAUCAAUUCGGGCACGGGCGCUCGCAGACAGACCACCAUCUGCCUCAGUCCUCCUCCCCGCCGUCUGCAAGUCCUCUUGGGUCCUCGACAACACCGCCAACCUCAACGUCUCAGCAAGAGACCGCCGCUCGUUACCGUUGUCGCUACAGUUGCUACCCGCGUCCUGUGUCUGUCGUGACGCUGGAACCACGCAGCGGCAGCACCAUCGGCCAUCUGGCAGCUUUCACUCGGCGCGCUCACCCGUGGACCUCUACUGCGCUGCUCACGACUAUGCGACUGUGCCAAUUGCGCUCUAG
Molecule: messenger RNA, 624 nt
Organism: Parastagonospora nodorum SN15
Lineage: Eukaryota; Fungi; Ascomycota; Dothideomycetes; Pleosporales; Phaeosphaeriaceae
Exons: 4
Coding region: 1-624 (207 amino acids)
Source: RefSeq, a predicted model, not a curated record